Molecule: messenger RNA, 3438 nt
Organism: Phragmites australis (common reed)
Lineage: Eukaryota; Viridiplantae; Streptophyta; Magnoliopsida; Poales; Poaceae
Product: ATP-dependent RNA helicase drs1-like
Exons: 7
Coding region: 309-3203 (964 amino acids)
Biological process (GO): cytoplasmic translational initiation
Cellular component (GO): cytoplasmic stress granule
Molecular function (GO): translation initiation factor activity; ATP binding; RNA helicase activity
Source: RefSeq, a predicted model, not a curated record
CUAGGCCCGAUAUGUAUGUCCGAUGAAACCGUCGCCCGGGCGACAGCGACCGACUCCCAUUUCUCGGUGUUCUCGAGACGACAGCGACCCCAGCCCCCGCCGCCGGCGAUCCCUCUCUUGGCCGGCGCCGCGGAACCCGCCUCCUCCUCCCGCCGAAGCACGCCACCUCGAACUCUUCCUCUCUCUCGUAGACUCGUCGUCGUCCUCCUCCUCCCCAUCACUGCGCUCGCGUGGAGUGGAGGCCCGGCCGCACUUGGAUGACCCCAUCUGCUGCUGCUUACUUAGGUUGAUAUAAGCAGUAACGUAACAUGGGGCGACCAGAGGGCAUGCACAUGGUUUUGGAAAGGAUUGAAGGGCAUAUUUCACAUAAGAGCCAAGAAAAGAAGGCUGCGCCGGAAAAAGAACUAUCAACUACUUUAUCAGAUAAAAAGAAGUGCUUUGCUUGUAAUGAGAGAUUGCACAAUUUGGAUCAAUGCAAGAUAAAAGGAAGUUUUGUUACUGUGGCAGAGCUAUUUGGCCAUGCUACAAGAUUUCCAUUUUACAUGAUUCAACCUUCAGAAGAGGUAGUUGCAAAAGAGAAAUUUUACCAUCACUGCCUGCUGAUCACAUCUAAUAUCAGUAACUUGGACCUGGGUAGAGUGAAAGAUGAACUACAAAAAUUUUGGAAGCUGUCUAAUGACUGGGAAUUAAGAAGAGAAUGCAGAAAGAAUUUCAUAGCAUCCUUCAGCUCGGAGGAUGACCUAAUCAGCUGUUUAAAGCAUCCCGAAAUGGAAACAUCGCUGGAUGAUAAGGAGAUGAAAUUCACUGUAACAAGGUGGAAGGAAGGUGGUGAGGAAAAUAUUGACUUGAUUAGGCAAUGGUUUCUAGUGUGUGGGGUGCCAAGAAUAUACAGAAACUGGAAGGAGUUAUAUCAAGUUGCCUCUGCAUUUGGAGUGUUGGUUGAGGUGGAUGAGGAAAGUUUGGAAGUUGAGGAUAAGGAGCCUAUUAGGUUGAAGAUAGCAUUAAGAAAUCUUGAUGGAACCCCCUUCUCCUAUCACUUUGUGUUUGGAUGGUCUUCUAGAAUGGUCACGUUCACAAUAGAGGACAAAGUAAAAAGUAUAGAACAACAAAGGAAGGAAUUAGAAGAAUGGAAUGGUAAAGAUCGUCUUGAUGGCUUCAAUAAGGAAUCUGAAGACAAAAGGAACAUAGCUAUUGGGAUGCCUCCAGGCAGCUGCCAUAACACAAGGAUUGUAGCUUCAACAGGCAACCAUGCGUUAGACUUGGAAGGUUGCUCGAACAAGGUGCAUAAAAAGGAACUGAAUACAGCACAAGCAGGUAUAUUGCUGGAAGAGCCAAAGUUUAUUGAGGAGUUAAGAUUUGACAGAGAGAUCAAAGAAAACAAAACAAAUGCUCCAGCAGUCACUACGAUAAACUCCAAGAAAACAACUGAAAAAAGUUCAAAAGCUGAAGUGGCACACCCCAUAGGUGGUAGUUCAACAAACAUGAUUGGAGAAGAGCACUUCAGAGGUAUACCAAAGCCUCCUGUCAUACAUGUGUUCAAAAGAAGAGCUAAGAAACAGCAAGGAUCAAUUGAGCAAAAAGUUAAUGAAGCAUUAAACAACAGCUCAUCAAAGAAACUGGAUAAAGGGAUGGAUCCAGAUAGCACCAGUUAUGCCACAAGGAUUGGAGCUUUGACAGGGUGCGAUAUGUUGGAUUUCCAAAGUUGUUCAGAAAAGGAACAUGGGAAGGAACUGAAUAUGGCAGAAAAAGCUAUAGCAGGGGAAAGACCAAAGCCGGUUGAAGAGUUUGGAGCAUAUAGGGAGAACAAAGACAACAAUGAGGCUCCAGAUGCUGCUACAAUCAACUCUAAGAAGAAGCAAACAACAGACGACACGUCAAAAACUGAAACAACACAGUUGAUCAGUGGAAGUUCAACAUUCAUGAUUAAGAGGAUACACAAAAAAGGUGUUGACAUGGAUGGAGUGGGACCUGAAGGAGUUCAGUUCCAUGAAAGGCAAUAUGCCUCUAAAGUGGAUGCACGGCUUGCUCAAAAUUCCAAAGAAUUCAGCGCACACAAUGAUAUUUGUGACAGUUUCAGUGAGAUGGGUCUUCCAGAAAACCUACUGAAGGGAAUAUAUGCUUAUGGUCUGGAGAAGGCUUCUGCAAUCCAUCAAAGAGGAAUUGUUCCCUUAUGUAAGGGUCUGGAUGUUAUCCUGCAGGCUUUGUCUGGAACAACUGUUACACUUUGCUGUGGAGUUCUGCAGCAACUUGACUAUGGAUCUGAAGAAUGCCAAGCUUUGGUUCUUGUACCAACACGUGACUUGGCGCAGGAGACCGAGAAAGUUAUUCGAGCACUUGGUAAGUUCCUUGGUGUUAAAGCACAUGCUUGUUCUGGAGGCACUAGUAUCCGUGAGGACCAGCAAAUUCUGUCAAGCGGAGUUCAAGUCAUCGUUGGCACUCCUGGUCGCGUUCUUGACAUGCUUCAAAGGCGAGCACUCUGUCCAGAUCACAUUAGAACGUUUGUUUUGGAUGAGGCAGAUGAACUACUCACAGGAGGUUUCAAGGACCAGACUUGUAAUGUUAUCCAGCUUCUCCCACCCAAAAUCCAGGUUGGACUCCUCUCUGCCACCUUUUCCAAUGAAGCCCUUGAGUUUAGCCGCAGGUUCAUGGAUAAGCCUGUGACAAUUAUUGUGCCAAGAGAUGAAGAACUAAGGAGUAUCAGUGUCAAGCAGUUAUAUGUCAAAGUUGAGAAGGAAGAAGUGAAGCUUGGUAAAGUGUGUGAUCUUUUUGACACUAUGGCAAUCACACAAAGCGUCAUCUUUGUGAACACGCGGCGCAAGGUCAAGUCGCUCAUAGAAAAGAUUAAAGGCAAGGGUUACACUGUCUCGGCAAGCCAUGGCAGCAUGGAUCAGCACGCCAGGGACACUGCCAUCCAGGAGUUCCAAUCCGGAUCAUCCCGUAUUCUCAUUGCCACCGACCUUCGUGGCACUGAUGUGGUGCAGGUCCCUGUUGUCAUCAACUAUGAUCUGCCCACACAACCAGUGAAAUACAUCCGUCGUGUUCAACAAGGUGGACAGUCUGGAAGGAAGGGUGUGGUCAUCAGUUUCGUAACUCGUGUUGAUGAGCGCAUCCUCCUUGACAUCCAGAGAUUUUGCAAUGGCCAGGUAGGCGAGCUACCUUCCGAUAUCGCUGACCUCUUGGUGGGCUAUGGUGUGCAGAACUGAGCCUAAGGGUAUCUACCCAAGUUUUAGCAGGCUACAAGGAAACUUACCCUCAUACCUGACUAUAUGCAACUGUUUUAAGUGAUGUGAUCAGCUAAACUUUUGCUGUUGUGUCUAGAGAACUGUAUAAUGGCUUCAUUUUCUUGGGAUAUUUGUGAGGGUGGAAAUCAUGCAAACUGUCUUAUGAAAUCUGAACUUUUAGUUCACCGGCCAUGUAGUAUUAUACAACUUUUUAAAA